AUGAAGAAGGAUGUGCGGAUUUUACUGGUCGGCGAGCCCAGUGUGGGCAAGACCUCCCUCAUCAUGUCUCUGGUCAGCGAGGAGUUUCCUGAAGUGGUUCCUUACAAAGUGGAGGAUAUCACCAUUCCUGCUGACGUCACCCCUGAGGGAGUCCCUACACACAUCGUUGAUUAUUCAGAAGCUGAACAGACGGAUGAGCAGCUUUAUCAGGAGAUAUCAAAGGCUAAUGUCAUUUGCAUAGUAUACUCGGUCAAUAAUAGUAAAUCGAUUGAGAAGGUGACCAGCCACUGGAUCCCCCUGAUUAAUGAGAGGAUGGAUAAAGACAGCAGGGUUCCUCUGAUCUUGGUGGGGAACAAGUCUGAUUUGGUUGAGCACAGCAGUAUGGAGACUGUACUGCCCAUCAUGAACAAGUACACUGAGAUCGAGACUUGUGUUGAGUGCUCGGCAAAGAAUCUGAAGAACAUCUCAGAACUGUUUUAUUAUGCUCAGAAAGCUGUGCUCCACCCAUCAGGACCGCUCUAUUGCCCCGAAAGCAGAGAGAUGAAACCAGGAUGUGUUCGGGCUCUCACUCGCAUCUUCAAGAUUUCUGAUUUGGAUAAUGAUGGAAUCCUCAACGACAAUGAGCUGAACUUCUUCCAGAGAGUGUGUUUCAGCACGCCGCUCGCCCCUCAAGCUCUGGAAGACGUGAAGAAUGUGGUGAGGAAGAACACUGCUGAUGGAGUGCAUAAGAACGGCCUGACUCUACAGGGCUUCAUCUUUCUGCAGAUGCUCUUCAUUCAGAGGGGACGUCAUGAGACCACGUGGACGGUUCUGCGUUGUUUCGGCUACGAUGAUGACCUGGAGCUUCAUCAGGACUUCCUUUUCCCUCUAUUAAAAACUCCUCCAGACUGCAGCACAGAGCUGAAUCAGAACGCCUCCUUGUUCCUGCAGAGUAUCUUUGAUAAACAUGACAAGGACAGAGACGGUGCUUUGUGUCCGAUCGAGCUGAAGGAUGUGUUUGAGGUUUUUCCCUACAUGCCGUGGGGGCCGGACGUGAAUAACACGGUGUGUACGAACGAACACGGGUGGAUCACAAAUCAGGGCUUCAUCUCUCAGUGGACGUUAACAACUUACCUGGAUGUCCAGCGGUGCCUGGAGUACCUCGGUUACCUUGGUUACUCCAUUGUAGCUGAGCAAGAGUCACAAGCCGCGGCCAUCACAGUAACACGUAGUAAGGAUGUGGACCUGCAGCAGAAACAGACUCAGAGAUGUGUGUUUCUUUGCAACGUGUUUGGCAGCUACGGCAGUGGCAAGACCAGUUUCCUACAGGCCUUUCUUGGACGCAACCUCACUCAUCAGCAGGCGAUGACAGAAGAACACAAAUCGUACUAUGCAAUUAAUACAGUGCACGUCUUCGGCCAGGAAAAAUACCUACUGCUGCAUGAGAUCUGCUCUGAUUUAGAUUUCCUGUCUGAGUCUGAUCUCUCAUGUGAUAUCGUGUGUCUGAUCUAUGAUGUCAGCGAUCCCCACUCAUUCGAGUACUGCACUCAAGCGUUUGAGCAGUGUUUUUUGGACAGUAGGGUGCCGGUACUUUUGGUGGCCAUGAAAUCGGACUUGCAGGAGGAGAGACAGCAGUACAGCAUCACACCACAUGACUUCUGCAGAACCUACACCAUCCCCCCACCUCAACCCUACAGCUCUAAUACUGCAGGAGCACCCGGCCGAGACAUCUUCAUCAACCUCGCUACCAUAGCAACCUACCCGCACCUGCGGCUGCGCAGUAUGUGUACCUGUAACAGGUGUACAGCCUGCUUCUGUCAGAACUUCCUCAACUCUGAACUACUACACACUGUCAAAGUCAAACUGCACACCUUCAUCUCCAGCAGGUGUUUGAUGGUGGAGGAUAUGAGAAGUUCUGUCUGGUUUCGGGUCAGUUGUGGGGUGGCGCCGAUCUCCAUGUUGGGAUUUACUGUGUACAGACUUCUGAUUAAACUCCGGUGAUGCAAAAAAAACCACUUUUUAGAUUUUAUACUGCAGAUUUUGCUGCCUUCAUA
Molecule: messenger RNA, 2033 nt
Organism: Trichomycterus rosablanca
Lineage: Eukaryota; Metazoa; Chordata; Actinopteri; Siluriformes; Trichomycteridae
Gene: rhot1b
Product: ras homolog family member T1
Biological process (GO): establishment or maintenance of cell polarity; mitochondrion organization; endocytosis
Cellular component (GO): mitochondrial outer membrane
Molecular function (GO): GTP binding; GTPase activity; calcium ion binding
Source: RefSeq, a predicted model, not a curated record